Cottoperca gobio is the source of this 1353-nucleotide messenger RNA. Its product is annotated as 5-hydroxytryptamine receptor 3A-like. The record is from RefSeq and is a predicted model, not a curated record. Gene Ontology annotation, molecular function: transmembrane signaling receptor activity; extracellular ligand-gated monoatomic ion channel activity. The transcript has 9 exons. Gene Ontology annotation, biological process: monoatomic ion transmembrane transport. Gene Ontology annotation, cellular component: membrane. Bases 1 to 1353 code for a protein of 450 amino acids. NCBI's taxonomy places the organism in Eukaryota, Metazoa, Chordata, Actinopteri, Perciformes, Bovichtidae.
AUGUGUCUUGAUAUUCUUCCAAUAGAUAUGGUGAACUGCAGUUAUUUGAAUCUUUUAAAGCGCCUGAACAUGACUAAAAACAAGGAGCUGUUCACAAUGGCCCGACCUGUUGAAAACCACACAAAUCCUACAGUGGUAUACCUCCAAAUGGCGAUCUAUGGCAUUCUAGAUGUGAGAGAGGUUGACCAGACUUUCAUUGCUUACAUUUGGGUUUAUCUGAGAUGGAUAAACGAACACAUUAGAUGGCAUCCAAAUAAGUUUUGUGGAAUUCAACAGAUAGUAAUUCCUGCUGAAGUGUUGUGGAAGCCAGAUGUGAUGAUUGAAGAGAUGACAGAGAAGGACAAGGCCCCCCCGAGUCCUUAUCUCACCGUUUCACACGAAGGUGGUGUUGAAUUUAGGAAUGACAUUAUGCUGAUAAGCACGUGCAAGAUGCAAAUUUACAAAUUUCCCUUCGAUGUUCAGAGCUGCAGCCUCUCUUUCAAGUCUGCCGUAUACUCUGAUAAAGAACUAUUGUUUGAAGCCAUCCUCGACUCUUCAAUGAUGACUGGGUGGUCUCGCGACAUGACGCAGUACGAGUGGUUGUUCAUCAACAUAACAGCCAUCAACACAACCGUCGACAAUUUUAUAUACAACCAAAGCAUGAUCGUUUACACCAUCAAGAUGAGGAGGCGUCCUCUCCUCUACAUCGCCAACUUCUUGGUACCCAUCCUGUUCUUCUUCUCUCUGGAUUUGGCCUCCUUCCUGAUCUCAGACAGGGGGGGUGAGAAGCUCAGUUUCAAGGUCACUGUGCUGCUCGCUGUCACCGUGAUGCAGCUUAUUCUCAAUGAGAUUUUGCCUUCCUCUUCAGACAGUAUCCCUCUUAUAGCAAUCUACUGCAUUGGGAUGUUUGGUUUGAUAAUGCUCAGCCUCCUGGAGACGAUUUUGGUGAUGUAUCUGAUCGAGAAAGACUUUGCAUCUGAAGACAACGAGGCAAACAAAGGCCAAAUCAUGAGUGAGGAAUGUGAAGACAAACAGGGCAACUAUGAUGGAGAGGUGAAGAAAUGGACUCACUGUUCUUGUGUCUGUGAUGUGUCAGCUGAUGAACCUCCAUCUGACCUGCUGUCGGUGAAAGAGGACAAAAGCAGCCAACUGACGGAGGAGUCCAAUGCCUUGGAGAAGCUCUCAGAUGAGCUGGGUGAUGCGGUGAAGACACUGUCUCUGCUCCUCAACAGCAGGAAGGAAGCAAGGAAGCCUAACUACUGGACUGAAGUGGCUAAAACAAUUGACAAAGUGUUCUUUGUUGUCUAUGUCACAGUGGCCGGUCUGUUUUUAGCUGUUAUCUUUACAGUAUGGAUCAAUGCAAACGACGAGUAG